Molecule: messenger RNA, 387 nt
Organism: Lotus japonicus
Lineage: Eukaryota; Viridiplantae; Streptophyta; Magnoliopsida; Fabales; Fabaceae
Exons: 2
Coding region: 1-387 (128 amino acids)
Source: RefSeq, a predicted model, not a curated record
AUGUUGAAUUGCAAUAGUGCUGAAACUCCGGCUGAGAUGAAUUUGAAGUUUGGUAAAGGGAAAGGUGAGCCUACUGCUGAUGAAACUCUCUAUAGAGAAAUUGUGGGGAGUCUAAUGUUCAUCUGUCACACUAGACCAGAUAUAUCCUAUGUUGUUGGCCUAGUGAGUAGAUUCAUGAGUCAGGCAAUGUGCCUAUCUACAUUGCUCAAGGAUUUGAAGGUAGCUAUUGAAGAAAUUAUGGAGUUGCAAGUUGGAAGUAAGUCAGCAAUUAAUCUUGCUAAGAAUUCAGUCUCACGUGAUCGCAGUAAGUAUAUUGAGACUAAGUUUCACUUCAUCGAAAAUCGAGUGAGCAAAGGAAAGAUCAAGCUGAAGCAUUGUGGUACAUAA